Oncorhynchus kisutch (coho salmon) is the source of this 5013-nucleotide messenger RNA. Its product is annotated as glutamate receptor ionotropic, kainate 2. Gene Ontology annotation, molecular function: ligand-gated monoatomic ion channel activity; signaling receptor activity. The transcript is spliced from 17 exons. Gene Ontology annotation, biological process: monoatomic ion transport. The record is from RefSeq and is a predicted model, not a curated record. Bases 597 to 3326 code for a protein of 909 amino acids. Gene Ontology annotation, cellular component: membrane. Lineage: Eukaryota; Metazoa; Chordata; Actinopteri; Salmoniformes; Salmonidae.
AUGCAGAUAGGGAUCUGUGGCACACUGUUUUCGGCGGAACCUGUGACAAUAUCUCUUUCACACGCAAGCACGCACACGCACACACUCACAUUCACUCUCUCUUUCUCUCUCUCUCUCACCCUUCCUCUUCUGUAGACUCUCUCUAUCUGGCUCGCGCUCGAACUAACCUUGGCUCAACGUCAGAGGCUGUGCAGCAGUGCAGUAUAAUGGGAGCGUAUACAACCAUAAAUGCCUCAUAGGCUGCUAUCGCGAUUCUGCUCUGCUUGGCGCUCUCUGCUCCUCUACAGACACACCUCCCGUGUGGAUAUCCAACUCCUCGUGUCUCACCUGAGCCAGGCGCCAGCCCAUGUAUGAGCCCCUACCGGAUUUGUACCGCCCGACAUGGAUGUCCCGCCGUCUCGUGAACCGGAGGAUAUUUUCUUGGCUUAGUCAAGUCGGAAAUCAGGCCGGGACUGCUAAUGGGUUUAGGGGAAGCUCGAGUGACCAUGCCGUGAUCCUGCGACUGGGCUGCCGUCACCCUGCCGAACGACUGUAAACAGAAUUCCGGGGGACUCAAACGCGUACGGGGGAUCACCACUGUGCAUUUUACAAACAACAUGAAGAUUACCUCCCUGCUGAUAACUAGUCUCGUUUUCAGGUUCAACCUCAGGCUGCUGCUUCUGCUGCUGUUUCUUGGAUACUCUCGCGGGAUGCCACACGUUUUAAGAUUUGGAGGAAUAUUUGAAUCCAUCGAAAGCGGCCCGUCGGGAGCAGAAGAACUCGCCUUUAAAUUUGCCUUGAACACAAUCAACAGGAACCGCACCCUGCUGCCCAACACCACACUCACAUAUGACAUCCAGAGAAUAAACAUCUUUGACAGCUUUGAGGCCUCCAGAAAAGCCUGUGACCAGCUGUCCUUGGGGGUGGCAGCCAUCUUUGGCCCCUCCCACAGCUCAUCAGCUAACGCAGUCCAGUCCAUUUGUAAUGCCCUGGGGGUGCCCCACAUCCAGACCAAGUGGAAGCACCAGGUGUCGGACAACAGGGACUCGUACUACGUCAGCCUCUACCCGGACUUCCAGUCCCUCAGCCGGGCCAUCCUGGAACUGGUCCACUUCUUCAAAUGGAGGACGGUCACUGUGGUCUAUGACGACAGCACAGGUCUUAUUCGGUUGCAAGAGCUGAUCAAGGCACCCUCCCGAUACAACAUUCGUUUGAAGAUCCGACAGUUGCCGGCGGAGACCAAGGACGCCAAGCCACUUCUGAAAGAGAUGAAGAAAGCAAAGGAGUUCCACGUGAUCUUUGACUGCGGCCACGAAAUGGCUGCCUGGAUCCUGAAACAGGCUCUAGCCAUGGGAAUGAUGACGGAGUACUACCACUACAUCUUCACCACGCUGGAUCUUUUCGCUUUGGAUAUGGAGCCGUAUCGGUACAGCGGAGUCAACCUGACGGGUUUCCGGAUCCUAAACACUGAAAACUCUCAGGUGUCAUCGAUCAUCGAGAAGUGGUCCAUGGAACGCCUUCAAGCCCCACCCAAAGCGGACUCAGGCCUCCUGGAUGGAUUCAUGACGACAGACGCAGCGCUGAUGUACGACGCGGUGCACGUGGUAGCGGUGGCAGUGCAGCAGUCGCAGCAGAUCACUGUCAGCUCGCUGCAGUGCAACCGCCACAAACCCUGGCGCUUCGGAGCGCGCUUUAUAAGCCUCAUCAAAGAGGCCCAUUGGGAUGGCUUGACUGGACACAUCCUCUUCAACAAAACUAACGGAUUGAGGACAGACUUGGACCUGGAUGUAAUCAGUCUAAAGGAGGAAGGACUGGAAAAAAUUGGAACAUGGGACCCUCCCAGUGGGCUGAACAUGACAGAGAACCACAAGAGCAAGACGACUAACAUCACUGACUCUCUGGCUAACAAAUCCCUCCGCGUCUCCACCAUACUGGUGGAGCCCUAUGUGAUGUUCAAGAAGUCCGACAAGCCGCUGUACGGAAACGACCGCUUCGAGGGCUAUUGCAUCGACCUGCUCCGCGAGCUCUCGGGGAUCCUGGGCUUUCACUAUGAGGUGCGCCUGGUGGAGGACGGCAAGUAUGGGGCGCUGGAGGAGAGCACGGGCCAGUGGAAUGGCAUGGUCAGGGAGCUCAUGGACCACAAAGCAGACCUAGUGGUGGCUCCUUUGGCCAUUACCUAUGUGAGGGAGAAGGUCAUCGACUUCUCCAAGCCCUUCAUGACCCUGGGGAUAAGUAUCCUCUACCGCAAGCCCAACGGAACCAACCCGGGUGUCUUCUCCUUCCUCAACCCCCUCUCACCCGAUAUCUGGAUGUAUAUUCUGCUGGCUUACUUGGGUGUCAGUUGUGUGCUGUUUGUCAUAGCCAGGUUCAGCCCGUACGAGUGGUACAACCCCCAUCCGUGCAACCCAGACUCGGACGUGGUGGAAAACAAUUUUACGUUGCUCAAUAGUUUCUGGUUCGGCGUCGGGGCUCUCAUGCAGCAAGGCUCAGAGCUCAUGCCUAAGGCCCUGUCCACCCGGAUCGUGGGGGGCAUCUGGUGGUUCUUCACCCUCAUUAUCAUCUCCUCCUACACGGCCAACCUGGCUGCCUUCCUCACCGUGGAGCGAAUGGAGUCACCCAUUGACUCGGCCGAUGACCUGGCCAAACAGACCAAGAUCCUGUACGGAGUGGUGGAGGAUGGAUCUACCAUGACCUUUUUCAAGAAGACGAAGAUCUCCACUUACGACAAGAUGUGGGAGUUCAUGAACAGCCGGCGAACAUCUGUGAUUGUGAAAAACAUAGACACGGGCAUCCAGCGCGUGCUCACCUCCGACUACGCUUUCCUCAUGGAGUCCACAACCAUUGAGUUUGUCACCCAGCGCAACUGCAACCUUACCCAGAUAGGGGGCCUCAUCGACUCCAAGGCCUACGGAGUGGGAACACCCAUGGGGUCUCCAUACCGGGACAAGAUCACCAUAGCAAUCCUGCAACUGCAGGAAGAAGGGAAGUUGCACAUGAUGAAGGAGAAGUGGUGGAGGGGAAACGGCUGUCCGGAGGAUGAGAAGAAUAAGGAGGCCAGCGCUCUGGGGGUGCAGAACAUCGGGGGCAUCUUCAUCGUGCUGGCCGCAGGGCUGGUCCUGUCUUUGUUUGUGGCCGUUGGGGAGGUCCUGUACAAGUCUAAACAGAACGCAGAGCUAGAGAAGCGCUCUUUCUGCACUGCCAUGCUGGAAGAGCUACGUGGCUCCCUGAAGUGCCAGCGGCGGCUCAAGCAGAAGCCGCAGCCACCAGUCAUCGUCAAAACUGAGGAGGUCAUCAACAUGCACACAUUUAAUGACAGGAGACUGCCAGGCAAGGAGACCAUGGCGUGAUUGGGGUCGAAGGUCAAAAAUAGCCCUGAAAAGGUCCAAAAACAGCCAGAAGAUCUGGAGGGAUUGAAUGAACUUUAAUGUAAUGUUAACGUAACCUGAAACUAUAUUGCAUUGGCCCCCAGCUUUGGUAGUAUGGUAGACAUGUUUCCUGUGGAAAUGUAGAUGUGUGGACAUGCCUGGAGAUGAUGCGUCACCUCAUGGUGGCCAACAGUUUUCAAGAGGGACUUUUGCAGGGGGCAAGUUGAAGGAUUGUGAGAAUGAUGGAUCUUUGAGAUGGAUCUCGAUAGGGACUCGAAGAGGAGAACUCAAAAUGCAUGUCUGUUGAGACUGCCUUUGAGUUCACUUCACAGUCAGUGACUUUGCACACCCACACAUGCACACACACCUGUUCAGAGCAUCACACUGUAUCUUGAGACCCCAAGAAAUGAUUUGGUUGUUUUUUUUCUGUUGAUGUCAAUUACACAUUAUAUGUUUUUAUUUCAUUUGUAAUCAUUGAUUUGGCUUGACCUCCCUAAUACUCAUGGUUUAUCUUCUGUAAUGCGUUUAUCGUGCCAAAGUUCGGCGACGUAAGGCACUGACAUAUUACUUUCAAUGACUCCACAAACAUGCUGUAGGGUGUCCAAAAUCACAUGACAGUCUGUCAUUUUGAGUUAAUAUCUACUGUUUAAAGGCAAGAUUUCUACAAAAAAUAUAUGUUCAUUUUUGUAUACGGACAAUGUUUUGUAGUACUUUCUAUCAGUCUAGCAUUCUCUGUGGACUUCACAUAUGUAGCAGGUGGGAGCCCCCCUCCACCCUCAUUCUGACUACAGGUGAUUUAGGGGUGCCCCCGAUCUGGUGCCUCCGGGGGCCCCUCACUGUGCCAUGCCCGCUCUCCUCUGUCGUCCAUACUGUCUCCUCAAUAGGGCCCAUGUUUCCGUUGUGAGAUGACAAGCAUAUCUGGACGUUCUAGAGCUGCCCUCAUCUCCCUACUAAACCUUGCUUACAUACUGUAGCUGUACAGUGACUGUGUCUCAAUAGUUUUAACUUUCCAUUCCUUGUGUACUUUCCUCUAUGACCACUGAUACUGUAGGACAUGACAGGUGGAAGCAAUAUAGCAGAAACCUAUCCAGUUUUUUUUUAAAUCUAUCAGUGAUCAUGAAGGAUGAGCAUUCAGUCAGAGUGCUCAUUCAGAGUAGGGUGAAGUUGCCCGUAGAUGCUGAUCUUGGGUCACUUUUGCAUUUUCACACUAAAGGUUAAGUGUAGGUUCAGGGGAGGGGAAGCUGAUCCUACAUCUGUGCCUAGGGAAAACUUCAUCCUGGAGUGUCUCAAACAAUCCCAAAUGCCCAAAUGGGUCCAUCCCCAGAAAAGAAAAUACAAAAUACAAGGUCCAUGUUUCUUAAAAUAUUUCUUCUGUACAUUAAUAAAUUCAUGUAGAAUUUGAGUAAUUUCAUGGAACCAUUAAUAAAAUACCUAGUUUGCUUUUUUAAUUUUAUUUUUAUUCGUAUUUUUUACCAGUAUUGCCAUUUUCUACCCUGCUAGAUUCAGUGGUACAAAGUGUAAAUGGUUGAAUAAUUUGGAAGAUUCAUCAGAAAAUAUCCAACUGUAUUGUCAACCAAAACAUUAGAUAAUAGAAUGUAUUUGACAUUGAUGCAAGGUUUUACAAAAAAAUGUAAUCAUUAAAAAAGUAAUAACUAUUCAUUUGUUUCCA